This is a messenger RNA of Poeciliopsis prolifica (blackstripe livebearer), 1859 nucleotides long. RefSeq names its product tubulin epsilon and delta complex 1 (gene tedc1). The transcript is spliced from 7 exons. Bases 411 to 1478 code for a protein of 355 amino acids. The record is from RefSeq and is a predicted model, not a curated record. NCBI's taxonomy places the organism in Eukaryota, Metazoa, Chordata, Actinopteri, Cyprinodontiformes, Poeciliidae.
GCGACCUGCGGUUGAUACAGGCGCGUUUUUAAUAGGGUUAGACAGAAGACAGCAAAAAAUAAACACUGUAAAUAACCGGAAGCCCGAAACAUUUACAGAGCCAAGUAUGGGAAGCAAUUAAUGCAAAACAGGAAACAGUUUAGACAAACACUAAACCCAGGUCAUGACUUUAAGUUCAAAUUAUUUCAUUUGAAAAUCUAACGUCCUUCAUCUGCAUCGUUUCUAGUUACUGUCAGUUUCAACAAGUUUCCGGCUCCAGAAGGAUCUGAGCAAAGAAUGAUCUGUGACCAACGACUUAUCUAACCUCUGACCUCUGACUCAGACUAAUUUAGUAACUUUAGACAUCAUAAAAUAAGACUUUGGAUUUGGAAAGACUUGAUACACCAAACAGCAGGUGGUUCGGCUCACCGAUGGAACCGGACCUCCCGAUGGAACCGGACCUCCCGAUGGAACCGGACCUCCCGAUGGAACCGGACCUCCCGAUGGAACCGGACCUCCCGAUGGAACCGGACCAGGAUUCAUUCUGGCUGCUGCUCUCCAACAUCCUUCAGAGGUCAGGGGUCAUUUUCUCUGAGACCAUCUGCCAGCCGACGGGAGGGAGCAAGGAGCUGGUGGUGGCGGGCCUUUGGCAGAGCGGUUACCAUGGCGACUGGACAUCGGGCGGGUCCGGUUCCGACCCGCUGCUUGCGCUGGGCUGGCUGCUGGCCCAGGGGGUUCUGGAGAAGCUACUGGCGGGUCAGGUCGCCGUGCUAGACCGCACGCUGUUGGACACCUGGCCGGUUUCGACAGGAACCAGAACUUUAGAACCUGCCCUGCCGGACAGCAUCUCACUGAGGACGCUGCAGUGGCUGAUGGGACGUCUGAGACACCAGGGACGGACGCUGCUGUGCACCACGAGAGGACGGACGCGAGCGCUGCAUGACGUACUUUCCACCAGCCAGGUUUGCUCUCCGGCUACCCCUGCUGGCCAAAGCUCUGCGGUGCUGACAGAGGACAGCGCGUGCAUCCAGCGGCUCUGUGACGUCCUGGAGGCGUACCUGAGUUGGAGACGGGUCGAGAACGUCUUCUGGACCUGGAUGGACAGCGUGGCAGACCGCCGUCACGGCGUCCCCCAAGCCGCCACGCCCUUCCGGGCACUGGGGACGUGUCACCAUGGCAACCAGGGGCUGGCCCAGCUGGAGCAGCUGCUGAUGAAGUUGCCGAUCGCGCAGGAAACCGAGAGUCUCCAGGGUCAGAGGUCACAGGACCAUCAGGCCUGCACGUCUCCUGUCCUCUCUGUUCCCUCCAUCCGUCAGGUGUGGCGUCCCCGGCUGCAGGCGGGGGCCCGAGGGCCCCCUGCAUCCCCCCCGGCUUUAGAGCGCCUCCUGCAGGCGGAGCGGCUGCUGCUGCGACACAGAGCGGCGCGGCGUCUGGCCAACAGGAAGCGGCUGCAGCUGCUGAUGCGGCGGCUGCGGCGGCGGGUCUUUGUCCCGAUGUAGGGGAGGAGCUAUUGGUGUUAAUGGAGAGCGGAACGGCAUUUGGAUCAGAACCGGUUCCUCUGCUAGUCAGAAACCUCAACGUAUUGAUACAUCAACUGGUCUUCUGGUGCCGUGGCGAUCACCAUGACAACUGCACUGCGUCCAUUUUGAACUGAUUCUGUCAAACCCAGAAAACAGGACUUUACUCCAGAAAUGUUCAGUUCUGGUCGGGUUCUGGGAAACUACGACUGACUGCGGGUCACUGCUGGAGAAGCGGAAUCCCAGCAUGACUGUGGAAAGUUGAGUGGAAGGAAAAAGUGGUAGAUGGAGGUUCUGUUCUGUAGGAUUGUUGUGGGUUGGAGGUUCUGAAUUUUGUGAACAGAAAUAAAUAUUGAAAUAUUU